AUGCUCACCGACCGAUCUCCAACCGUCCUGCGCGCUCCCACGUCUCUCCUCUCGCAGGCCAUGGCCCAAGCCCAAGCCGAGUCCUCCUCUUCCUCCCCUGCCUCCUCUCGCUCCCGCCAUGCUGCUUCGCUCAGCACUCCCUCGUUCCGUCUCGAGAACCUCCCUCGCUUCCAUCCAGCAGUCUAUCAGUCCGCCAACAGCAGCUCAGCCGCUGCUUCCGGCGCCUUCGACUUCGAUGCGAUGCAUACAUCCGCCCCGCCGCACCUCUACUCGCAUACACAGGCAUAUCGUCCCUCCUCGGCCUCAGCAGUAGGCUCGUCAUCUUCUUCCUCUGCUGCCUCCUCGUCCCGUGAUGCCCUUCGUCAAUACCGUGAUCUGGUGGCUGGCAUAACCCUCUCGGCGCGCGCAUCUACUCAGUCCUCUGCAUUCUCUAAACCCUCCAAGCCCAGGCUGGAACCCCUGGGCAGUCCGGGGCCCGUCACGCCUCUCGCCCUGGAGGAAGAAGGGGAUGAAUACCUCUCUGCCGGUGCGAUGGAGAUCCUGAGAACGAAUGACCAUGCGCACGCAGGCAUGGAGAGGAACGAGCUGUUGGAUCAGCUUAUCAUGCGAGAGAGAGACCGCAUUGCAUCCAGGAUGGACUGA
Messenger RNA from Arthroderma uncinatum, 642 nucleotides. RefSeq lists its product as uncharacterized. NCBI's taxonomy places the organism in Eukaryota, Fungi, Ascomycota, Eurotiomycetes, Onygenales, Arthrodermataceae. The record is from RefSeq and is a predicted model, not a curated record. Bases 1 to 642 code for a protein of 213 amino acids. The transcript has a single exon.